UCUAGACCAGUUGCCGUCCAGUCACCGGGUGCCUAGCAGCGAGCAACGUGCAGCUGAGCCGCCCCGCAGCCGCCUAGCAGCGGGCCCAUGGCGCAAGGGGACACGCGUCAAGCAGCGCUGUUGAACAGUGAGCGGAAGCUGGAAGAGGCCCGGCGUCAGAUCAACAGCGCCAACCGCUCAGCACUGGAGACCGAGGAGGCGGGGUUUCAGACCUUGACGGAACUAAGUCGACAAAGAGAGAGCAUCGAGCGCAUCGGAGGUCAUGUGCAGCAGAUGGAUGACAACAUCGGUGGCUCUCGCAGAGUGAUGAUCCAGAUGUAUCGCCGGGCCAUGGUGAAGAGAGCGGCCCUGUGGUGCAUGCUGAUCAUUCUUUUGGUGACCAUUGUAGUGAUUUUCUAUUUCUUGGUCCUCAAGAACGACAAGAAGUGAUGGUCUGAUCGGCCGCGCUGGUUUGAUCAGCAAGGCUGCAGCAACAAGGAAGCACCAUUUUGUUGGUUUUGUAUUUGCCGCUUGAAAUGGCAGGACUGG
Durusdinium trenchii is the source of this 528-nucleotide messenger RNA. The record is from the annotation of a GenBank genome assembly. Lineage: Eukaryota; Dinophyceae; Suessiales; Symbiodiniaceae.